UGGCUUAAUCAAGACAGGUGCAUCAGCUCCUAUAUGGGAUAUGUGGGGCGAGGCAGUGGCUGGAACUCGUUUGGCAGCUGAGGGAUGUCAGCGUCAACGUCUUUGGUUCUUUUGCCGUUCCCUUCGCUGUGGCAAGGUGGUUGCUUUGCAGCCCACACAGCCUCGUUUUAGGCAAGAGGAAAGAGAACCCAGAUGGAAGGGGAGAGUGGUGGCCCCCAUGUCAGGAAGGCUACACUCACAGAAGUCUCCAGAAGAAGGAUGCUUCCAUUCCACUGUCAAGAGCUAAGCUGCCCUAAGUGCAAGGAAGGCAGGAGAAUGGUGGCGUUUUCAGCUGGGUGCAUUUCCAUCCCCAGCAGCGUCUGAACUCUACUGGUGAAAUGCAGGAAAAAUGAAUACAGAACUGGCAUUCUCAGCCACACGUAGCUUGCAGGGUAGUUUUGACAAUUGAAGGCACUCACUGGCACCCAGAAAGACCUUAGCAAGCUUCCUGGCUGUUAUUGCUUUUAUUUAUUUCUAGGUGCUAAAAAAUAUGGAGGGCAGGGGGUUGGUCAGCUCCAGCCACGUAUUUAGCUCUUCUUUAUCCUCCUGAGCAGAGGAACCCCUUCCUACCUCCCCUUCUGCACUUUAGAGAGACACAGCAGGGCUGAGGGAUGCCAGUGGGUAGAGGUCAGAGGUCAAGAGACAGCAAAAGGCCAGAGCCCUACCAAUACCCCCGUUCUGCUCAGGGACCCUGGCCCCAAGCCUCCUAGUCAGGGACUGUGUGGGAGCAGGUUGGUCCCUUUCUGGCUGCAGAGAAGCUCUGGGGCCUGGGUGAGGCCCCUCUGCAGUGAGAUGACACCCUCAGCUGAUAAUCACACCAGUGCCACCUCCUCAGUUGGUGCUGGGAGCUCAGGAGCGAUACCCACCCUGUCCCCACUCCUCCCAGCCCAGGGAGCCACUGGAGCCCUUCUGCCUCUGGGAACAGUGAGUUCUGGGGGCCUGGUGAAGGGGCUGGCCUGCAGCAGGGACAGGGUUGGGGCUACAUGAGGAGGCAGACCAAGACACCAGGGCUAAGGCACUCUGGCUGCCCUGGGGCUCUAGGCUGAGGGCUGAGGGCUGAGGGGCAGGCAGUUCCCAGAAAGGCUGGGAGAGCCAGAGGCAGGGACAGAGAGCACAGGAGAGAAGGACAGGCCCAGAGAGGCCAAGACACUGGGGACAAGCCAAGACCAAGAGGAUAAACGCUGUGUUUGAGAGACAGACACAGAUGGACCAGGAGAGGGGAGUCCUAGAAAAGGAAAGGCACUGAGUGUCAGGCUGAGGAGGGGCUGGCAGAGGAGGUGGGGAAGCAGGCUGUGGGGGUGCCGCCCACACAGUGGCAGGCAGGGCAGAGCCCAGGGCAGAAGCUGGGCAUAUCAAGCCGGGCCCAAGGAUGGCAGGGCACAGCCCUGGCCCGAGGCUGCAGGAGUGCCAGCACAGCUGUGGGAAGCACCUGGGCAGCAUCAUCAGCAUCUUCUUCUGCUUUAUCUCUGGGAACCUGGCUCGAGAUAGCAGUGACAGUGAGCUGGAGCUGUCCACGGUGCGCCACCAGCCAGAGGGGCUGGACCAACUGCAGGCCCAGACCAAGUUCACCAAGAAGGAGCUGCAGUCCCUCUACAGGGGCUUCAAGAAUGAGUGUCCCACGGGCCUGGUGGAUGAAGACACCUUCAAACUCAUUUACUCACAGUUCUUCCCUCAGGGAGAUGCCAGCACCUAUGCACACUUCCUCUUCAACGCCUUCGACGCCGACGGGAACGGGGCCAUCCACUUUGAGGACUUUGUGGUUGGCCUCUCCAUCCUGCUUCGGGGCACAGUCCACGAGAAGCUCAAGUGGGCCUUUAAUCUCUACGACAUUAACAAGGAUGGCUACAUCACCAAAGAGGAGAUGCUGGCCAUCAUGAAGUCCAUCUAUGACAUGAUGGGCCGACACACCUACCCCAUUCUGCGGGAGGAUGCGCCAGCAGAGCACGUGGAGAGGUUCUUCCAGAAAAUGGACCGGAACAAGGACGGGGUGGUGACCAUUGAAGAAUUCCUGGAGACUUGUCAGAAGGAUGAGAACAUCAUGAGCUCCAUGCAGCUGUUUGAGAAUGUCAUCUAGGACAUGUCAGGAUGGGUGCAUGGCCAUGGCCACCUCCACCCCCAAGAAACCUCCAUCCUGCCAGGAGCAGCCUCUGAGAAACUUUUAAAAAAUAGAUUUGCAAAAAGUGAACAGAUUGCUACACACACACACACACAGCCAUUUAUCUGGGCUGGCAGAGAGGGACAGAGAUCAAGGAGGGGCUAAGUCUGGAGCCCCUCCUGUAGUCGAAGUCCAGGAGCCCCUGCCAGCCCUCCCCAAACCAGUGAGCCGAGGCUGCCUCUUGGUGAGUGGCUGACAGAGCAGGUCUGCAGGUCACCAGCCACUGGAUGUCACCAGGAAGGGACUCAAGCACCCCUGCAGGGGAGGGCCCCAUCUCCGGUGUGAGCCCACCUCACCCUAUUCUCCACUCUGCUUUCUUGCCACACAGUGGGCCAGUUCCAGGCCCCCCGGCCUCCUCCCCACAGCCUCUCCCUGCCCACUACCUAUGCUUCUAGAAAGCCCCUCACCUCAAGACCCUGGAGGGGCCAGCUGAGGGGCAGGAGAGAUGGGGUGAUGGAGGCCGAGCCUGCAGCUUUCUGGAAAUGCUUGCCUGGGGCAGGCUACCCACUGUGGGGCAAGCUUGGGUGGUGAGGGGCCACUGGGCCCCUUUCUGUCUCCGUGGCAGGAAGGCGGGGGUUUGAAGCUUGGGGAUUGGGUCUUAGUGGAGAAUUUGAGGGCACUCUGCCAGCUCCACAGGGUGAGAUGAGCCUCUCCUUGCCCCAGUCCUGGUUCAAUGGGAAUGCGGUGGGUGGGGUUGUACACACCCUCCAGCACAAACUGUUCCCUCCGAGGUCCUCUUAGGUCCCGGGAGGAGGCACGUGGUUCAGGGACUGGCCUCCAGGGAGCCUGGGCAGAGCUCAGGGGCCUGGAAAGGGGCAUCUCCCUCCUCUUCCUGCAGCACCCCUCCUAUGGCCCAAUGGCUUGGCUGAGCCCCACUUCAGAAGCAGUGUCACCGUUCCUCUGCCCAGGCUUGCCCCAGCCUUGCACAAAAAGCACAAGCACCCCUAACAGCUCAGGCAAAGCCCUGCUGGGAGCCAAGCACACUGCUUCUCAGAGUCAGGCCCUCCUGCUGGCUGAGGCUUGGGCCCAGUAGCCCCAAUGCAGUGGCCCUAGGGAGGACGCCUCGGGGGGGGGGUCUGCUCUGUGCCUGAGAGCAGUGGGGCCCCAAAGGCCAGCCCUAGCCCAGCCUGGCUGACCAACAUUCAAAAGCACAAAGUUUGGGGACUCUGCUUGGCUGUCCCCUCCAUCUGGGGAUGGAGGAUACCAGCCCAAAGCUGGAGCCAAUGGUAAGGGCUGCGGAGCCUGCAGUUGGGGGAUCAGCAGAAACCGUCCUGCUCACUCCUGCUGGGGCCUCGAGGAGAAGGAACCUGGUCCCAGGCAGCACGGCCCCUCCAGGAACAUUCCCAUAUAAUACAUUCCAUCGGCAGCCACCCCAGCUCCACUCAGGCCUGGCCCCAGGUGCCCCAGGAGGCUAGCACCAGAGUGAGCAGACCCUCAGAGGAAAGGUGGUAUGGCGGAGGCUAUGGGAGCCCCUCGGCAUUCACGCACAGCCUGGCCUCCCCCAUGGAGCUGCACUGACGCCAGGCUCCAGGCCCACUGGGAGCCUCUGCCUCCAGGAGGGCAUCAGCUUUCCCUGGCUCAGGGAUCUCCUCCCUCCCCUCACCCCUUGCCCAGCCCUCCCAGCUUCUAGGGCCAAGGCCUCAGGAGAGUGUCACCACCACGCUCCUGCCCGCCUUGGCCUCGGAGCCAGACUGGCUGCACAGCCCAACCAGGAGGAGCCUCCCACACUGGGACACAGACCAGCCGCAUGUCUGCAUGGCAGAAGCGUCUCCCUUGGCCCCGGCCUGGGAGGGUGGUUCCUGUUCUCAGCAUCCACUAAUAUUCAGUCCUGUAUAUUUUAAUAAAAUAAACUUGACAAAGGAGAA
This is a messenger RNA of Callithrix jacchus (white-tufted-ear marmoset), 4059 nucleotides long. RefSeq names its product potassium voltage-gated channel interacting protein 3 (gene KCNIP3). Gene Ontology annotation, cellular component: voltage-gated potassium channel complex; nucleus. NCBI's taxonomy places the organism in Eukaryota, Metazoa, Chordata, Mammalia, Primates, Cebidae. The record is from RefSeq and is a predicted model, not a curated record. Gene Ontology annotation, molecular function: calcium ion binding; DNA-binding transcription repressor activity, RNA polymerase II-specific; RNA polymerase II cis-regulatory region sequence-specific DNA binding. Gene Ontology annotation, biological process: regulation of potassium ion transmembrane transport; negative regulation of transcription by RNA polymerase II.